Messenger RNA from Phytophthora nicotianae INRA-310, 1776 nucleotides. RefSeq lists its product as hypothetical. The transcript has a single exon. Bases 1 to 1776 code for a protein of 591 amino acids. The record is from RefSeq and is a predicted model, not a curated record. NCBI's taxonomy places the organism in Eukaryota, Oomycota, Peronosporomycetes, Peronosporales, Peronosporaceae.
AUGAAGGAGGAGCCUCACGAAGAACCCAACCAAGUCCAAGUGAAGCAGGAGCCUGCCAACAGGCUUGGACUGAAGAUAGACACGCAAAUGCUUAACACGUCCAAGGAGAGUUGGCUAUCGCAGUAUGAGAACGCAAAGGCGAAUGGCACGCCAACAGCCACGCUGCCGGCACGCUUUGCGCUGCUGUCCACAACGUGCGUAUAUGAACCGGGGUUUACCACGUCUCCACGUGGUAAACGCCGUAUCAGCCAGGCGAAUGCCGCUCCAGUUGAGUCACAGCCUGACGAAGAUGAGGAAGAUGAAGGCGAUGAGGGAGGGCAAGAAGGUGAAGAGGAACAAGGAGGCGGUGACAACGAACCGUUCAUGCUCUCAGGUGACGAGGACUACAUCCUGCCUUUGUUUACGGACUCUGAGCUAUCUGCUAUGGUCGAGUCACCCUCGAAGCUGUCCAAUGCUUCAACCUCUUCUGGUGCGCAGUCUCCGUUGCAGGGACUUGAUGAUGCAAUGCCCCACGAUCCUGUCCCGAACGGGUCGGUAGCAGAUGCUGGGUCUCUUAUGAAUGAGCAAGAAAUCCCGGAUGUCAUCAACAUGUUCAACUCGAUCUUCGAAAGUUCUCAAACCUUCCUCACAGCUCAGCAACCAGUCUUCGAUCUCACUGGUACUGCGGAUAGCAACGGCACAAUACCAGAUAACAUCAACCCAGCCAUGUUCUCUGGAGCACCAGUACUCCCGUUUAACUUAGUCAACGCUACUGCACCUAAUGUGCCUUUCGACUACUUCUCACCCUCCGGAUACGCUGCUGCUGCAAACCAGUUUAUGGACAGCUAUGGCCACCAGAUUCAGCCCUUCUUCCUCAACCCGCAAGGGCAGGUAAAUGCCAACAGCCAACUCGCUGCUGCAAUGGCGAUGGCUAAUACGGCCGCUAUGAACACGAUGCUCAAGAUGAACGCAAGCUACGGAGUGCCAAUUGCACCAAUGGAUCGUCGAACAGGCUCGAUGCCUCCACCCAAAGUUGCUGCUCCUAUCAAACCCCGCCUACCUAUUCAACGUACAGUCUCCGCGUCGUCCACGGCGUCCAGUAAGGUGGCGCGCAUGGCAAUCACGCCGGACAUCGCCGACUUCAAACUCGUGCAGAUCUUUCACCAGUUCUGUGACCCAACGACUAAAGUGCUGACUUUGCCGAGAUUUCAACAACUGCUGCAGCACCACCAAGUGAAGGAAGAAGCUUCAAGUAGUGCUAUUGAUCCAAAGAACUCUACUGAUGCUAACUGCGGCGGAUCGACACCAACGUCACCAAACGCCAACGUAGUGGUGACUCCAGAUGCCCAGACGCUGUUCAACGCUCUGGAUAUCAACGGUGUAGGUGUACUUGAUCUAGAGCGAUUCAUGCACUCGUUCCAGAUCUGUAAUCGCUGCACAGAAGCCAAACGCCGAGCUCAUCAGGCACUUUGCGCGAGUCAAGGACAAACGUUCACACCAACGGCACUCGAGAAACAGUUGAUGGAAGAUGUGGCUCCAGUGGUUGUGCGUGUUGUUCCUACGCGGUUUGAAGGCCACAAGGUCAAGAGUUGCGAGCAUUACCAGUGGACGUGGUGCGAAGGAUUCGAGAAGACUGGAAAUGAAAAAUGCAGAGGCACCAACCGCCACGACAAGUGCCCCAAGUACCUGGCAAACUGCACCUUGUGGAAACACAAACUCCCACCUAAGAGUCGAAAGCCAAAACUUGUGAUUGACAACGUGGACUCCCCGACCAAGAAGCUCAAACACUUUUCCUAG